Fusarium venenatum is the source of this 993-nucleotide messenger RNA. Its product is annotated as S-adenosyl-L-methionine-dependent methyltransferase. Gene Ontology annotation, biological process: methylation. Gene Ontology annotation, molecular function: S-adenosylmethionine-dependent methyltransferase activity. NCBI's taxonomy places the organism in Eukaryota, Fungi, Ascomycota, Sordariomycetes, Hypocreales, Nectriaceae. The record is from RefSeq and is a predicted model, not a curated record.
AUGGCGGCCGCAGUCUCUGAAGAGCAAGCUACCGACUUGAGCAAGCAAUAUGACACCCCACUCGGCCUUGCUCACUCAACUAUGCAAGUCCUCAAAGACAGGAUCAAACUACAUUAUGACCUUGCUAGUGACUACUACCUGAGUUUAUGGGGCGAGCAUAUCCAUCAUGGAUACUGGCCAACAGCGGAAUCUGAAGUUACACAGACAAAAGAGGAAGCGCAGGCAAACCUCAUUCAGUUGCUUCUCGACAUGUCAAAAAUCCCCUCCAGAGGCUCGGUUUUAGACGUUGGAUGUGGUAUCGGUGGCACUUCUCGCUAUCUCGCAUCCAAGCAUGGUAGCUCUGUUACUGGAAUUACCAUCUCCACAAAACAAGUUGAGAUAGCGGACCGCUUGACCAAGGCCGCUGUGGAAGAUGGGGCUUCACGUUUCGAUGUAUCAGAAGAUCAUGGCUUCACUAAGCUCGGUGACGGGAAAGUUAAGUUCCUCGAGCUUGAUGCCGAAAAAAUGGGCGAUUUCUUCAGUAAUCAACAAGGCUCAUUCGACGCGGUAUGGAUAAGUGAGGCUCUCAGUCAUUUCCCGAACAAAGCGCUAUUCUUUGAGAACGUGAUAAAAGUCCUCAAGCCUGGAGGGAAGCUUGUAUUGGCCGAUUGGUUCAAGGCCGAGGGCUUGGACGACACAACAUUCACCAACGAUAUCAAGCCCAUUGAAGAUGGUAUGCUCCUCCCACCCCUCUGUACCCAGCAGGGUUACCUUGAUUUGGCAAAGCAGGCUGGGCUUCAAGUAUUCGCCGAGCCGAAAGAUAUCAGUCAACAGGUUCGAAAGACAUGGGAUAUCACCUGGUCUCUCGUACAGAACCCAUCUUUAUGGGCAUUCGCAUUCACUCAAGGUCGUGACGGUAUUGCCUUCUUACAGUCAUUUCGCGCAAUGAGACGGGGAUACGCCAAUGGGUCCUUCCGCUAUAGUGUGAUGACGUUCCAAAAAGAAAUGGCGUAA